This is a messenger RNA of Lachancea fermentati, 438 nucleotides long. Lineage: Eukaryota; Fungi; Ascomycota; Saccharomycetes; Saccharomycetales; Saccharomycetaceae. The record is from the annotation of a GenBank genome assembly.
AUGAGACAGACGUUUGUUUCCCUUUUCCAUGAAUCUCCUAUUUCUCUUCUGACGCGCCCUUGGAAGAAAAACCGCGAUGGGACUUUAUUCUACGGUUUGUCCAAGUCUGGUAACAGACGUACUGCACUAACCACCAAGCAAGGUAACAAGACGAUGUACAAAGGUACCCGCUCUUCUGGUAUCGGUAAACACACCAGAUAUGGUGGCUACACAAUUCAAUGGAACAAAGUACGUACAUUUGUGACUCCAAAAAACUACAACACAGAUCUGAAACCACUCGUGAGCCAUAAUUUGCCAGAACUUAAGCACUCCUUUAAAGGCUUUGAAAAAGGUGCAUUGGAUUCGAAGCUCUAUUUUGACAAGCUAAGAAACUACGUUAAGCACGGGAAAGUUCAAAGCGAAGCAUCUGACGUGAACUGUUACCUCGAGAGGGGCUGA